CUACCCCCCCCCACAGUCCGCUACAGAUGGACGGACGGACGCUGCGACGACUGCUGUGCGUGUUCCUGCUGUGCGAGGUCGGAGGUCAGCUGCUGUCAUGGCGAGACUUCUCCCGCAGACCCGUACUGAAGACCUACAUCCCACCUCCACUUACAGCUCAGGUCCCACAAGCAGAUGUUCCCAGGUUCACCUUGGUGACCCCAGACCUGCUGCGGGUGGACAGCCAGGAGAACAUCUACCUGCAGGCUGAAGGCGUGACCACCGCCAUCGAGGUGGCCAUCACCAUCACGGACUUCGCCAAGUCCACCACCCUGCUGACGGACAGGAUCACCCUGGACCAAAGCAACAACUUCCACACCCUCAAGGCCGUACAGAUCCCCUCCGAACCUUUGAACCGUGACGAGACCAAGGACAAGUUCGUGAGGCUGACGGCCAACUUUGUCAACCACCGCACGGAGGAGAGACUCAUCCUGGUGAGCUUCCACGCGGGAUACAUCUUCGUGCAGACGGACAAGCCCAUCUACAACCCCGGAGACGAGGUGCGCUCACGAGCGUUUGUGUCGUCUCCGUCCUUCAAGGCUGUGGACAACUCUCUGACUAUCGACGUGCAGAAUCCAGAAGGUGUGGUGGUCAAGCAGGUGUUCCGGAGCCGGGCUUCUUACGGCGUCUUGUCAGACUCUUUUUUCUUGCCGGAGUUUGCCAAUGAAGGCAUCUGGAAGAUCAUCGCCAAGUUUGACCACUGGAAGCAGAACACCUUCACCUCCCAGUUUGAGGUGAAGAAGUACGUGCUCCCUGCCUUCAACGUCACCUUGACGCCCAGGAAGUCCUACCUGAGCCUCCAUGACGAGCAGCUGGAGGUGGAGAUCUCUGCCAGGUACCUUUACGGCCAGCCGGUCCAGGGCAAGGCCUACGUGGUGUUUGGAGUCCACGCCAACAAGGAGAUGACCCGCUUGCCCUCGGUCAAGCAGGUGUCUAACCUGGAGGGCGGAGUCGUGACGCUGAGCUUGGACGAGCUGAAGAGGGCGUACCCCAACAUCCGGGCAUUGGCGGGCAGCUCCCUCUACGUCAAAGCUUCCGUCCUCACCGAGACCGGCAGCGACCUGGUGGAAGCGACGAAGACGGGCAUCAGGAUUGUGGACUCCCCCUACGUCCUGUCCUUCAAAGACACACAGAAGUUCUUCAAACCAGGACUCCCCUUUGACUUCACCAUCCAGGUGAGCCACCCGGACGGCUCCCCGGCUCGCAACAUCCCGGUGAAGGUGAACAUGCUGAAGGAGCCCAUGAUGCUGGGCUCGGGCACGACCAGGGCCACGGUCAACAUGCCCGACGGCCAUCGCAGCCAAACCCUCGUUGUCGAGACCAUGCAGGCGGGCCUCAAACCGGACCAGCAGGCUAAGAACCAAAUAAUCCUCCUCCCGUACAGAACCAGGCUCAGCAUGACCUACCUCCACAUCUCCACCAGCACCAACACGGCGUCCGUAGGCGACCGGCUGUCCUUCAAACUCACCAUCGCUGCCGAGCCCAAAGUCCGAGACCGCGUCCGCCACAUCACCUACCUGGUGGUCAACAAAGGCAAGAUCAUCGAUGCCAAGCGGAUAGACGUGACCGGACAGCUGGUCACCAGCGUGGGGGUGACCGUCACGCCCGAAAUUAUGCCCUCCUUCCGCUUCGUGGCCUUCUUCAGCCUUAUGGCAGGAUUCCGGGAGGAGGUGAUGGCCGACUCCAUCUGGGUGGAUGUGGCCGACUCCUGCGUUGGAGAUCUGCAAGUGGGCCCAGUGGACGCCUUCCCGUCAGACCACAUCCCGGGGAAGAUCUUCAGCUUGCGCGUGAGAGGCGAGCCCGGGGCCAACGUCAGCCUGGUUGCCGUGGACAACUCGGUCUACCUGCUCAACAGGGACAGACUCACCCAGGGCAAGAUGUGGGACUUGGUGGAGCACGGGGACAUCGGCUGCACCCGCGGAGGCGGGGCCAGUGCGCAGGGGGUGCUGAAGGACGCCGGGCUGAUGUUCUCGUCCAGCGGCGGCUUCAGAACCGACACCAGACAAACACUGCACUGUCCUGUCAGCAACACCCGGAGGCGCUCUGCUGAACGCCUGCAGAGGAAAGCACAGCUGGAGAGUCACUACAAGGAGAAGCUGCAGCACCGCUGCUGCAGAGACGGGCUGCGGGACAUCCCCAUGCCCUACUCCUGCACCCGGCGCUCUCUCUACAUCACGGAGGGCUGGGAGUGCAUCCGGGCCUUCCGCUACUGCUGCGCCACCUACCGGGACCAGGAGCUGGACACGGAGCUGCCCACCACCUUUGCACCCACUACCGUUGCACCCACCACCAGUGCACCACCCGUGCCCACCUUCGCACACCGCGGACCUUCGGGACCCAUGAUCCCUCUCCGGAGAGAAAUGUUUAACUGGGGAAGACCGCAAGCCAGGUUGGUGGAGUCCAGGGUGGAGUACAGCUCCCCAAAUAAGGCCUUCGACUCUACGGGGCCGCACUUCACAAAGCCGAGCGUGGCGGAGCAGGAGGAAGGCGUGGACCACGAGGAGUACGAAGAUGACGAUUACCUGGAGGAGCGGGACGUCUACCUGCGCUCCAAGUUCUUCGAGUCGUGGCUGUGGACCGACAUCAACCUGCCCGGCGACGCCGACGCAGACGGGUUAGCGUCUAAGGACUUGACCCGGGCUUUACCCGACAGCAUCACAGAGUGGGGGGUGAUGGCCAUCAGCUCCUCGCCUAACACAGGUUUCUGCGUGGCCGAGCCGUACAACAUCAAAGCCUGGAAGCGUUUCUUCGUGGACUUGAAGCUCCCGUACUCGGUGGCGAGGAACGAACAAGUGGAGAUCAAGGCCGUCAUCCACAACUACGGCUACGACGAUCUGCACGUGCGCGUGGUUCUGAUGAAGACGGAAGACGUGUGCAGCGUCGCCUUCAGGGACCGACACACGCAGGAAGUGACGCUGGCGGCGGGGGCGUCCAAGGUGGUGCCCUACACCAUCAUGCCCCUGGCGGUGGGCCGGCUCCCCAUCGAGGUGAUGGUGGUGGCCCGUGACUUGAUGGGCGGAGACCGCGUCCAGAAGCUCCUGCGCGUGGUGAUGGAUGGAGUCCAGAAGAGCAAAGUCCAAAGUGCCGUCCUGAACCCGUCUGCUGAAGGAGGAAAGCAGACAGUCCAUGUGGGCAAGGUGGAACUGGAGGGCGUGGUACCGAACUCGGUGCCGGAAACCUUCAUCAACGUCAGAGGGAACGUGUUGGCCGACAGCAUCGACAACUCCAUCAGCGACGACUCCCUGGCCUCCCUCAUCCGGAUGCCCGGCGGCUGCGUGGAGCAGAACCUGGCAACCAUCACGCUGCCGCUCAUUGCCACCCUCUACCUGGAACGCAGCGACAACUGGGAGAGCGUGGGCGUGUUGCGCAAGGUCGACGCGCUGCGAUACAUCCGGAGAGGCUAUGAAAACCAGCUGGCCUACAAAAAGACUGACGGCUCUUACCCCCCCUACAGGAGGGAAGGUGCAAGUACUUGGAUCACGGCAUACGUAGUGAAGGUCUUCUCCAUGGCUCACUCCAUCAUCGGCGUGGACACCCAGCAAGUCUGUAAACCGCUCAACUUCCUGGUGGGCUACAAGCAGAGGCUUCCCACGGGUUACUUCGUGGAGGACAACCCUGUGUACAGCACAACCAUGACCGGCGGAAUACACGGCAGGGACGGCGAGACCACGCUGACGGCUUUCGUCGUCGUGGCGCUGGCGGAGGCGAAGCAGGCGGGAAUCCGAUGCAGCGGUCAAAACCUGGAGGCGGCCAUUGGUAAGACAGCAGAAUACCUGAGGAAGGCCCUGAUGAGGUCAGGCUUGAGGCCCUACACGGUGGCCAUCGCCUCCUACGCCCUGGCCUUGGUGGGGAAAGGACCAGCCUUUGACCCUACAAGACAUCUCAGGGCAUCACGUCAAGGUAGCCACUGGCCUGACAGGCAGAACCAAUUGUUCAGCUUGGAGGCCACGGGUUACGCCCUGCUGGCAUUGGUCAAGUUGGGUCACAUGACCGAAGCAAAGGAAGCCUUCAAGUGGCUGAACAGUCAGAGGAGGAUUGGAGGAGGCUUCGGUUCCACUCAGUCCACCAUGGUGGUGCUGCAGGCGCUGUCGGAGUACUUAAUCAACACUCCUUCCGCUAACGAGGUGGCUCUGGACGUGGACGUCAGGAUAACGGGCCGCCGGGACAUUCGCUACCACUUCAACCCCAGGACCGCCUAUGCCGCUCAGUCGUCCCGCCUGCCCGCUGACCUGGACCUGACUGUGGAGGCCACAGGGACCGGACAGGGAAUACUGGAGGUGGUGACCUACUACAACCAGGUGCACGAGGUGGACGAGAAGAUUCCCUGCAAGGACUUUGAGCUCAGCGUCGCCAUCGAGGAGGCCAGCGGGACGCCGCCAGCAGACGUGGAGAAGUCCUACCAGAUGGUCAUCAAACUGAGGGCUUUAGGACCCAGCGACGUGCGGAUGGUGGUGCUGGACGUCAGCAUGCCCACGGGCUUCACCCCGGAGGACUCGGACCUGGAUCUGCUCUCCAACUCAGUGGACCGCUACAUCAGCCACUUCAAGAUGGUGGACAACCUCAGCGACCGAGGCUCCCUCAUCCUGCACCUGUUCAAGGUGUCGCACAAGGAGCCUGAGAUCCUGGUCUUCAGGCUGCAGCAGAACUUCAAAGUGGGACUCCUGCAGCCCUCCUCUGUCACUGCAUACCAGUACUACAACCCGGACCAUCGCUGCAGCAAGACGUACACGCCCAGACAACACCGAGACGACCUGACUCACAUCUGCAAGGACAACGUGUGCCGCUGCACGCACGGCGACUGCUGUAUCGCCAAAGGUGACAGCCAGGACUUUGCCAACAAGGAGAGAGAGACGUUUGCCUGCCAGUCUCUGCAUCAUGUCUUCCAGGUGAAGGUAGUGAACAUCAGCCACAGUUACUAUGACAAAUACCACAUGGAGAUCACACGCGUUAUCAAACUGGGCGUGGAGGCGGGAGUCGAACCUGGUCAGAGGAGGUUCUUCAUGUCUCACGGAGGCUGCAGACAAGGACUGGACCUGAAGAUGGACUCCCAGUACCUCAUCAUGGGACCUAAAGAGGACCAGUGGGACGUGGACAAGGACACAAACAAAUUGAUGUACACGCUGGGUAAGACCACCUGGGUGGAGCGCUGGCCUUCGCCUGCCGAGUGCGCCGGAGACCUGCGAGCCAAAUGCACGAGCCUCGCCGCCGCCGCCAACGAACUCUUUGUGAACGCCUGCAGGCUGUGAGAGCCGCCGUGUUGACUGCGGGAACACAACUACGUCUGCUAGAAAGACGAGCUGUGAUGGGAGAUCAUGUACAAAGGGUAGUAGUAGUGGUAGUACUGAAAUAGUAGUAGUUGUACCCUUCAUUUUCAUCCGUUUGAGAGGUCAUCAUAAUUGCAGUGGCCUAAAACUUCAUGCCGGGUCUGAAUGUCGUAGCACGCAAUGCGUCAUUCCUGGUAGUGCUCAAAUAAAACAGUUGAUUAUAUGAA
Molecule: messenger RNA, 5530 nt
Organism: Nerophis ophidion (straightnose pipefish)
Lineage: Eukaryota; Metazoa; Chordata; Actinopteri; Syngnathiformes; Syngnathidae
Product: complement C3-like
Exons: 44
Coding region: 27-5285 (1752 amino acids)
Cellular component (GO): extracellular region
Molecular function (GO): endopeptidase inhibitor activity; protein binding
Source: RefSeq, a predicted model, not a curated record